Molecule: messenger RNA, 2562 nt
Organism: Durusdinium trenchii
Lineage: Eukaryota; Dinophyceae; Suessiales; Symbiodiniaceae
Source: the annotation of a GenBank genome assembly
AUGUCGCUCCCAUGGGUGGAUGAGUUGAAGAAGAUCAUCAAAGAUGAGGAGAUGCAGAUUAACCAGAAAGCCUCAAGAGCUAUGAAUGUGCUCAAGAGUGCAGGCUUGGCUUACAAUGCCAAGCUGAGGCCCAAUCAGAUCCUGGUUCAUGUUGCCAACCGGGGUGGUCAAAUGGUUAACCCCCAUGAUGUGGUAGCCAAAGGCCAGCAGAUCUCAGCUGUUGGAUGGGACUUGAACAAGGUUCGGCAAUCUGUGGCAAUUGAACUGCCUCAUGAUGGGGACAAGAGAAGUGCAGUGAUUGCAGCAAAUGAAAAACUGGCUGACCAAAGCUCAGGCAUGUUGGCAAGACCUUUUGGAGAAGAGCGGUAUUGCAGCCUGAGUUCUUCCCACUUGACAGCAUUCCUGAGGUGCUUGGAAAGUGGCUGCAGGAUGGGCAAUGACCAGCUGUCCAUGGAGCAGCUCAUGGCACAAGGAGGCGACCUACAGGAGAUGGUGCAAAGUGGAUGGCAGUGGACAAUUAUUUCAGCCAAGGCUGAGGAAGAGUGUCCAUCUCUUCCUGGUUUGCUUCAGCAGGCCUACAACAGUGACCAUGGUAUUGUGAAGCCUCCUACAGAAUUGGAGGUUGCCAUGACCAUUGCGCAGCACUAUGAGCUACAAGCUCCUGGGCAGAAAGACUUGGACAAAGCUGUGCAGCAGGCAGCCUCCAGCUUUCCACCUUGCAAGGCCUACAUCAAAUGCAUUGGUGACUUUGUUUCCAGGUUUGCUGGAGGAGAGAGCUUCAAGCUGCUGAAAUAUCUUGAUUUCAUUUGCAAGCAAUAUGGUGGCUCCAACAUGCUGGGUGAAGAAUUCUGUUCUGCAGUUGCCUACACAGAUUGGAAGCUUAGUGGCACCACCCUACCCUUCUUGAGGGUGGCCUUAUGUGCAGUGCAGAUUACAGCGCCCCAGCAACAGGUGAGAAAUUCAAUUUCAAAAAUGAUCAGCAAAGCUGACAUCGACAAGUUGAAGACCAAAAAGAUCUGCACUGAUGUGCAGACUGCAGAAGCUUUGAUGGCCAGUGCCUGGGAAGCUACAGAGACCACUGGAGUGCCUCUGGAGCAAUUUGCUUUGGCAUUUGGCAAGAUGCAAAUCAGACUGAUUUUGCAUUUGCUUGGCAAGGAAAUGAAGGGCAGGGAGCAAGUCCAGUAUGACAGCAUGACAGACAUCAAGGACAAAUUUGAAGCCGAUAUGCUGCAAACUUCUCACAGUGGCAAAAAGGAUGCCAAACCAACAGCAGAGGCUGCAUCGGUGAAGUCCUUGGCUGAUGCUUCCAAUCCAAGGAGCAUAGCUCUUGACGUGCACCAGCACAUCAAGAUUGGCAAGCACUAUGUUGCUUGCAAGGAAAGCAUGUCCAAGGUUUGGCAGCUUGUGGAUGUAACAGAGAGCUCUGCCAUCUUGGUCCACAAGCCCUACUUCACUGGUGAAGAGCGCAAGGAAGUGAAGCUCUCUGAGUUGAAGACCUUGAAGGAAUGGUCUAAGCCAGUGCCAAUGCUUGUUGAUGAUUCAGUCAGGGCAUCAUUGCUUCCCAGUGCUUCAGCAACUUUGAAGUCUGAGCUGCUCAAGGCAAAGGCCCAAACUUCUCUGUAUGAGAAAUACUUUGAGCUUGGCGAUCCACAGGUGCUAGUCAGCACUAUGCAUGAGCUGUUUUCAGGAUGCAAGUACAGCAAGGGCAAGCUGGUAUUGCUUCCACUAGGUACCCUACAGCUGAUGCCUGUUGAGAAGAUUACAAAAAACCAGUGCACCAUCAAAAUUGCUCAUGUAAAGGACCAAGUCUUUGUUGCGCAACCUUGGCGGGUUGACUUUGUCAAGGAGAGUGGCAUGUUCAGCCCAUAUUGGCUGAUGAAGGAGGCUGCUGAGAUGGAUGAUGCAUGCAUGACCAAGCAAGUUUUGAAGAUUGAUGAGAUUCUUGUCACAGCCUAUGUGAACAAGAAGGUGGUUGAGAAAGGCACACCCUUGCUGAUGGAGUACAGGAAUGGCCCCAAGAUCACUGUGCCACCUGGUCUGCUUCAAGCUGACCCAGAUGGAAAGAGAUGGCUGAGAUUGAGGGCCAGCAAUGUCAACAUUGCUAGGCUUGUUUUGGGCCACCUGGAAGCUGCCAAGAAGGCUCCAAACCCUAGUCUGGCAGCAAGCCCUCAGCUGAAGAGCAUCCAGGACAAGAUCAAAGAAGCUGUUCUGACCAAGCAGGAGGAGGACAAUAUUGAAGAACAUGGAGCAAACCCAUUUGAUGAUGGUGCAGAAGGGACACAAUGUGUUGAACAAAGUGGCAAGACCUUGAGGCAAGCUUUGAAGAAGGCCCCAAGCACAGUGUCAAUCCAGCUUGGAAGCUCAUUAGUGGAGCUGAAGAGACCCCAUACUUGGAAAGAGAGUGACAUAGUGAUUCCUUUGGAAUCUUCUGCGUUGAAAGCAGUCCUUGAUUACAUAAUGCUGGAUGUGGAUGACUGCAUCAAGACUGAAAAGAAAAGGAGCUAUGUAAAGUCUGGUGCUUACUGCAAAAAGCAGAAGCUUGGCUCAGAAUCAGAAGAGUAA